ACUGUGGGGUAACUAACGUUACACAUCACAUAUCCCAGCAGCUAACUUAGCUAAAGCUAGGCUAACUAGCUGCUACAGAGUGACAUGUAGUCAACUUUACAACCAGUCUCAAUGAAGGAGCUUCCACAGUGAUUUGGACAUGGAGAUAAGAAAUAUCAAAGACCAGUCUCCAUUGGUCCAGGCUAUUUUUAGCCGAAACACAGAAGAAGUGACAUUUUUAUUGGACCAUAAUGAAGAUGUCAAUUCUUUGGACCAAGAACAAAGCUCACCCCUUCAUGCUGCCGCCUAUUCGGGGGAUGUCCAAACUAUGGACCUACUUAUUACUUCUGGUGCAAAAGUCAACGCUAAGGACCGGGGUUUGCUGACUCCCUUACAUAGAGCAGCAGCCUCUAGAAAUGAAAAAGCUGUUGAACUGUUACUGAAGCACGGAGCAAAGGUCAACCCUCAGGACAAGUACUGGCAUACACCUUUACACAUGGCAGCUGCAAAGUGGGCCACAGGCUGUGCCGAAGCUCUGAUACCACACAUGUGCAGCAUGGAUGUUGCUGACAGGUCAGGGAGGACGCCACUACAUCACGCAGCGCACAGCGGUCAUGAAGAGAUGGUGAACUUGCUCCUUAAAAAAGGUGCCACUGUGAGUGCCAAAGAUAAGAAGGAAAGGCAGGCAAUUCACUGGGCUGCACACCUCGGACAUGUGGAUGUUGUGAAGCUUCUUGUGUCAAACGGUGCGGAUGUGACGUGCAAGGACAAACGCGGUUACACUCCGCUCCAUGCUGCAGCUGCCAGUGGACAGUUAGACAUGGUCAAAUACCUGUUGAGACUGGUGGUGGAGACUGAUGAACCUAACACCUUUGGGAGCACAGCGCUGCACAUGGCCUGUCACACGGGGCAGGACGCUGUGGCCUCUGAGCUGGUCAACUGUGGUGCCAACAUCAAUCUGCCCAACCACCAUGGCAGCACGCCACUACACCUGUCUGCCGCCUCUUCCAGCGGGGUGCUGUGUCUCGAGCUGCUAAUUAACAAUGGUGCUGAUGUCAACGUGCAGAAUAAAGAAGGGAAAAGCCCUCUGCAUAUGGCCGCAAUGCACGGGCGCUUCACAGGCUCUCAGAUUCUGAUCCAAAAUGGUGGGGAGAUCGACUGCACUGAUAUGUUUGGAAACACCCCUCUUCAUGUUGCUGCCAGAUAUGGUCAGGAGCUGCUGAUCAGCACUCUGCUGACCAACGGUGCUGAUAAGACCAAACAGGGUAUUCAUGGGAUGCUUCCACUGCAUUUGGCAGCGCUCUACGGAUAUCCAGACUGCUGUCGAAAGUUAUUGUCCAAUGGCCAGUUUUACAUCAUGCCGUCUCAAGUGCCGUCAGCAGGGGAUGAUAUUAACGUCUUAGACGACCAUGGAAGGACCUGCCUGCAUGCAGCUGCCUCUGGAGGAAAUGUAGACUGUCUGAACUUGCUGUUGAAUAGUGCCAAUGCCGAUCUGGAUGCAAAGGAUCAUUUGGGGCGAUCCCCUCUGCACUACACUGCAGCUAACGGGAACAGCCAGUGCACCAUCUCCAUGGUGAGAGCCGGCGCUGCCGUCAAUGAGCUGGACCUGACGGGCUGCAGCCCCCUGCACUACGCCGCCGCUUCACACACCUUUUGUGGGGGAGAGACGAGCUCUGAGUCUGAACACAGUGAGGGAAAGGAACACGAAGCCUCUCUGUGUUUAGAUUUCUUGCUUGACAGCGGGGCAAACCCAACUCUGAAGAACAGUAAGGGUUACAGCGCCGUCCACUAUGCAGCAGCUUAUGGGAACAAACAGCACCUGGAACUGCUCCUGGAGAUUUCAUUCAACUGUCUAGAAGAGGUUGAGAGUAAUAUUCCAGUCAGUCCUCUGCACUUAGCUGCGUAUUAUGGUCACUGUGAUGCACUGCGUUUGCUUUGUGAGACCCUUGUGAAUCUGGAUGUGCGGGACAUUGAAGGCAGGACGGCCCUCCACCUGGCCGCUCAGAGAGGCUUUGCCCCGUGUGUGGAGGUGCUGCUGAAGCACCAAGCCUCUUUCUCCCUGAAGGAGCAGAAGCGCAAGUGGACGGCGCUCCAUGCUGCAGCUGCUGAAGGCCACAUGGACUGUUUGCUGUUAUUGGUCAAUGAAGAACAAAGUGCUGAAGUCAUCGACAGUCCUGAUACACAGGGAAAGACGGCUCUCAUGCUUGCAGCUCUGGGAUGUCACACCGACUGUGUCCACAUCCUGUUGGAGAAAGGAGCAAAGGCUGACUCUGCGGACAAGAAGGGCUUCACUGCAUUACACAGAGCUGCGAUGCUAGGCAGUGAGGACUGUGCCUCUGCUCUGUUGGAGCACGGGGCCUCUGCGCUGUGUAGAGACUCUCAGGGAAGUACCCCGCUGCACCUCGUAGCGUCCCGCGGCCACACAGAGCUGCUCCGGACUCUGCUGAAGGCUGCUGUGAAAGCUGACCCUCUGGACUCCAUACUGGACUUCAGAGGCUACACGCCCACACACUGGGCUGCUCACUACGGGCAUGAAGGAUGUUUACACAUUUUACUUGAAAACAAGCUUUUUAGCAACCAGGAGGGACAUUUCUUCACUGCAUUGCACUGUGCUCUAGUAAAUGGACAUGACGUUGCUGCUGGACUGAUAGUGAAGACUGUUGGCCCUCAAAUAGUUAAAGUUAGCGAUGCCAAAGGAAGGACCCCAUUGCAUGCGGCUGCUCAUUCAGGAAACGUUGCCGGGCUCCAGCUGGUCCUGUUACAGGGAGCAGACAUCAACGCUGUGGAUCUCUGUGGAUGCUCUGCAGUGAUGGUUGCUGCUGACUGUGGACAGACUCAGGCUGUUGAGUUCUUGCUGCACAAAGCGAAGCCAGACCUGACGCUGGUGGAUGUCAAUAGUAACACUGCCCUUCACUUAGCCUGCAGCAAGGGUCAUGAGAUGUGUGCCCUGUUGAUCCUCGGAGAGAUCAACGACUCUUCCCUCAUAAAUGCAGCAAACAACACUCUCCAAAUGCCUCUUCACAUAGCAGCAAGGAAAGGCCUGACCACUGUAGUGCAGGUGUUAUUGGGCAGAGGAGCAGCGGUGAUGGCUGUCGAUCAGGAAGGCCACACACCGGCUCUUGCUUGCGCCCCAAACAAGAACGUGGCGGACUGUCUCGCCCUGAUCCUCUCCACCAUGAAGCCUUUCCCCCCCAGAGAGGCCAGCGCUGGUACAGCCUCUCAUUUCAGCCCCAUCCUGAAGAACUGCGGCAUCGCUGCCAGCUGUGGGUCCAGCGGUAACCUCUGUCACGCCUAAUACAGCAGCCGCAUGUCCUGUAGGCGUGUCACCAUAAUUACUGCUGCUUUACAAGAUAUCACUGAUAUAAUUGUCAUUUUAAGACCAUUUCAUACCACUUAUAUAAUAUCACGAUAUUAAAGCAUAAUAAUGCAAGUAUCCCAUUUUAAAGAGCAAUGGAGUAAAUU
Molecule: messenger RNA, 3441 nt
Organism: Gymnodraco acuticeps
Lineage: Eukaryota; Metazoa; Chordata; Actinopteri; Perciformes; Bathydraconidae
Product: serine/threonine-protein phosphatase 6 regulatory ankyrin repeat subunit C-like
Exons: 28
Coding region: 140-3274 (1044 amino acids)
Cellular component (GO): cytoplasm
Molecular function (GO): protein binding
Source: RefSeq, a predicted model, not a curated record